CUGUAUAGUUGUGUAAUAAAAACAUUUUAAAAAGUCUCUCUCUCUCUUUAGUCAUUAGUACCAAACUCACGAAAAGUCAAAGCGACGACAAACCACACCGAAGAGAAAAAAGAGAGAGAGAGUCUUUUUGGUGUUAUGGUGUUCAACAGUGCGGCGGUUGUGGCCGUCGCCGACGUCUCAACGGAGACGUGGCAGCUGAUGUGGAGGAUACCGUCGUCGCAGAGGAUCAACACAAGGCAGCUAGUGGACAUGGCGGUUUGCUACCCGAUGUAUCAGUUGAGUCGUUUGGUUCUCUGUUUAUGGACUUUUAUGUGUCUCCCUCCUGAUGAUUCCUUCUACUCCUACACCUACCACGAAUCUCAAUCCUCUUCUUCUUCUUCUUUAUCUGAUGAUGCUGAUGAUGAAGAUCGGCUUGCUUUUGAGCAUAAUCUCUAUCAUAAUCAUCGUGUUUAUGAUUCUGAUGAUGAUCGAUCUUCUUCUUCUUCGUAUGAUGACUAUUACAAUCAAUACUCUCAUUAUGAUUGACUUUUCUAAGCUGAUUGAUUAGGUGAUGAUGAUGAUGAUGCCUCUGUUUACUCAGAAAAGUUAUAAUCUUUUUGUUGUAUAUGAUUAAGUUUCUUGGUUGUUCAAAAUAUAAAAGACAGAUUAUACGAAGUCAAUAAAGUUUUCAGUUUUAUGUUGUCGUUC
Molecule: messenger RNA, 687 nt
Organism: Brassica oleracea var. oleracea
Lineage: Eukaryota; Viridiplantae; Streptophyta; Magnoliopsida; Brassicales; Brassicaceae
Exons: 1
Coding region: 136-525 (129 amino acids)
Source: RefSeq, a predicted model, not a curated record